AUGCUCAUGACGACUCCAGUUACUCACAUUGGACGAACUCGUAAAUUUCUUCUUCUUCCAAGAUUCUUUUCAUUCUCAAUUCUUCAUUUUAUUCCUCUUUUAUAUUUACCAUUCUUUAGCGUUGCUUGGUUUUUAUCGCUUUCCAAUUCUUUUUUCCCAUGUCGUUGUCUUUUUCUCCGUUUUUUUUUUUUGUGCGAUCUAUUUAUCGAUAUAGCUUUCAUCUUUCUUUCUUUCUUUCUUUCUUUCUUUUGCUUCUUUUCCAUCUUUCAGGGUAGCUUUUAUCUCUCUCUCUCUCACACACACACACACAGACUCUCUCUCUCUUUCUCUCUCUCUUUCUCUCUCUCUCUCUCUCUUUCUUUUUUCUUUCUUUCUUUCUUUCUUUCUUUAUCCCUACUUUCUUUCUUUCUUUCUUUCUUUCUUUAUACCUAUUUUUCUUUUCUUUCUUUCUUUCUUUCUUUCUUUCUUUCUUUCUUUAUGCCUAUUCUUUCUUUCUUUCUUUCUUUCUUUCUUUCUAUACUUUUUGUACAUGAAUUAAUAUUCCUCUUUUUAUUCCACUUUUCUAAAUUUUCUUUUUUCCUUUCUUUCUUUUUUCUUCCGUCCUGUUCGUGUAUUUUUAUGUAUUUCCCUAUUCCAAUUUUAUUUCCUUAUUCCUUUUUCUUUCUUUCUUUCUUUCUUUCUUUCUUUCUUUCUUUCUUUCUUUCUUUCUUAUUUUCGUUCUCUUUCCUCCAUUCUGUAUUUAUUUCUUUUUUGCUCCCGCAUAAUUUUUAUCUAUUUUUCCUAUUUUCAAAUUGUCUCUUCAUUUUUUUCUUUCCUUAUUUAUUUUCGUUUUUUUUUUUUUCGUCUCUCUCUUUUAGUUUCUUUUUCCUUACUUUCUUUCAUUCAUUCUUUAGCUUUUUUCUUACAUUGUUGAUCUAUUCCAUUCUUCUGAUUUUCUGUUUCUUUCUUUCUUUCUUCCUUUCUUUCUUGCUUUCUUUCUUUCUUUCUUUCUUUCUUUCUUUCUUUGAUUUCUGCUCUCGCAUUAUUUUUAUCUAUUUUUCCAUUAUACCGAAUUUUCUCUUCGUUUUCUAUUCUUUCUUUCUUUAUUUUGAUUUUCUUUUUCUUCCUUUCUUUCUUUUCUUUCUUUCUUUCUUUCUUUUCUUUCUUCCUUUCUUUCUUUCUUUCUUUUUUAUUUCUUUCUCGCUUUCUGUAUUUCCUUCUUUUUCUUUCUCCUCAACUCAUUUCUUCUUGUUUAUGAUUUCUUUAUUUCUUUCUUUUCCAUUUUCAUCCAACAUUUUCAUAUCCAUUCCUCCUUGUUUUAUCUUCUUUUUUUUCUAUUUUGACCUCUUUUAG
Messenger RNA from Acanthosepion pharaonis, 1332 nucleotides. NCBI's taxonomy places the organism in Eukaryota, Metazoa, Mollusca, Cephalopoda, Sepiida, Sepiidae. The record is from the annotation of a GenBank genome assembly.